AAUCAAAAGCGACAUUCAGCUGUGAAAGAUUUUCGACGACAAUGAAGUUCUCCGUGAAUUCUUUUAUUUUCGUUACUUUGACGAAUCUUCACAUAUUCGUCUCCUCAGCUGCAUCUAAACCUAAUAUUUUGUUUGUUUUGGUGGAUGAUCUUGGAUGGAGUGACGUAGGCUUCCAUGGUUCGAAAAUUCAAACUCCAAAUGUUGACAAGUUGGCAAACGAAGGAGUCAUUCUGGAUAGUUAUUACGUUCAACCGAUUUGUUCUCCAACAAGAGGAGCGUUGAUGUCCGGAAGAUACCCGAUACAUCUUGGAAUGCAGCAUGGAAUUGUUCAUACUGGGUGUCCAUUUGGUCUGCCUUUGAAUAUCACCACACUACCACAAAAACUCAAAGAAGUUGGAUACAGCACCCACAUGAUAGGCAAGUGGCAUCUUGGUUUCUACAACUGGGAGAGUACCCCUACCUACCGUGGCUUUGAUACCUUUUAUGGGUUUUACAAUGGAGCAGAGGAUCAUUACACGCAUGUUAUAAGUCAUUUUCUUGAUUUCAGAGACAACAAAGAAAUUGUCAGGGAUAUGAAUGAGACUUACUCUGUUAAUGCUUUUACAAAGCGAGCUGAGCAAAUUGUCAAAUCACAUGAUGCCCAAAAUGGUCCUCUUUUCCUUUACAUGGCAUUCCAAAAUGUCCACUCUCCAGUCCAAGCUCCCAAACAACAUGUGGACAAGUACUCCUUUAUAAACGACACAAUAAGACGGAGCUAUGCUGGGAUGGUGGAUAUCAUGGAUGAAGCAGUUGGUAAUAUAACAGGUGCAUUCAAGGAAGCCGGGUUAUGGGACAACACGUUGAUGAUCUUUAGUACUGACAAUGGUGGGGUGCCAAAAAAUGGUGGCUAUGACUACCCCCUGAGGGGACCGAAGGACACUCUGUGGGAAGGAGGAGUCAGAGGGGUGGGGUUCGUACAUGGAAAAAUGCUAUCUAGGAGUGGGGUGAAAUCUACCGGGCUGAUUCACGUGACCGAUUGGUAUCCAACAUUGGUCAAUCUUGCUGGUGGUUAUCUUAAUGACGAAGAUCUGCCCCUUGACGGUCAUGACGUAUGGAAAACCAUUUCAAAUGGCGAAGCUUCUCCGCGUACAGAGAUCCUUCACAAUAUAGACACUCCCUCUUUCCCCGACACAGAACUUGGUUUUGCCUACCAGGGCAUAGGUCUCCGUGUAGGAGACAUGAAACUUCUCAUGGGAGUUCCCAAUAUUUCAUACUUCAUCCCUCCGGAAGAAAGAAACAUUUCUGAGGUGAACUCCGUGACCGACCAGGAUUUGAAUGAUCCCCCAGUUCCCACUAUCAAUGUUGCGCUGUUCAACGUCACCGCUGACCCGUAUGAGAAGAAUGACCUCAGCAAAAAGUUCCCAGAUAAGGUGAAGGAGCUUCAAGAUCGAUUGGAGUAUUACAUGAAGGGGUUAGUGCCGCCUGCUAACAAGCCAAGUGACCCAAAAGCAAGGAGAGUAGCAAGGGAGAAUGGAGCAUGGACUCCGUGGAUGUGAAAAAUCAACGAAAUGGAACGACUUACACUAAUUAUUAUGCACGUGAUCCUUGCACUGAACACCAUAAUUUUCAUUAAUUUUUUGGGAAACCACACUAGCGGUUCUCGGAGUUGAAGCGAGGCUUGGUUUGCAAACAAUCAUGUGACAAAAAUGAAUUUUCACAAAAUCUGCACGAAAAAAAAAUUUCUGUUUUCAUUUCACGUAGGAAUUUAAUUAAGAAUCACUUUAUGAAAGUGGUCCAAAUUUCAUAGUAAUUUGGAUAUAUCAACAAAGUUGAAAUGGUAAAUUGGCCACCGUAACGAUUACAAGAGCUGACGUUUCGAGC
Messenger RNA from Stylophora pistillata, 1860 nucleotides. RefSeq names its product arylsulfatase B. Gene Ontology annotation, molecular function: sulfuric ester hydrolase activity. Lineage: Eukaryota; Metazoa; Cnidaria; Anthozoa; Scleractinia; Pocilloporidae. The record is from RefSeq and is a predicted model, not a curated record.